AAUGACGUCAGAAACUCGAGGCGUAAGCGAGAUGCCAAUGGGGUGAUACAUCGUCAGAAACCUGGACUCUGUCUCCGUAGUUGGAAGUUGGAUUUCCUUCACGUUUUAAUGCUGCCAAUUUUACACGAGAUAUCGUGACGAGAUUUCGCGCGAGCCUGUUGCUGUUAACGGCGGGAAAAGAUCGCGCCAACCGAAAGUUUUUUCCACUUUGAUGCAGGAUAAAUAUUGAUAUCAUAAACAUGUCUGAUCACUUUGGACCAAUUACUUUGAAAUGGGAUCCCAAAAACUUGGAGAUACGGACUAUGUCCGUAGAGAAAACAUUAGAGCCGCUAGUGCUUCAAGUUACCACAUUAGUGAACACAAAAGGUCCCAGCAAGAAAAAGAAAGGAAAAUCAAAGAGAGCCAGUGCGCUUGUUGGAACUGUAGAAAAGGCGACUACUAAUUUUAUCGAAAAAGGUGAAAAAAUCGCCUAUGAAAAUCCAGACAUUACAGCAGAAAUGUUAAGCGCAGUUGAAGAAGUGAGAAAAACAGGUGCAGCAAUGAGCAUUGCUGCAAGAGAAUUUUCCGAGGAUCCAUGCUCGUCGCUGAAACGCGGCAAUAUGGUACGCGCUGCAAGAAACUUAUUGUCAGCGGUGACGCGUUUGCUUAUUUUAGCAGACAUGGUUGAUGUUCACUUGCUUUUGAAAUCAUUGUACGUAGUGGAGGAUGAUCUGAAAAAGUUGAAGAACGCUUCCUCACAGGGCGAAUUAAUUCAGAAUAUCAAGGAAUUUGGCAGAAACGCCGCCGAAUUGAUUCAUCAGGCGGCCAAGCGUCAACACGAGCUGAAGGAUCCACAGCUCAGAGAUGAUUUGGCAGCUGCUCGGGCUGUCCUGAAGAAACAUUCCACCAUGUUGCUUACCGCGUCGAAAGUAUAUGUGCAGCACCCCGAUCUGGCGGCAGCCAAGGCGAAUCGCGAUUACGUACUGAAGCAGGUGUGCGAAGCCGUGAACACGAUAAAUGAUGUUGCUCAAGGGAAAACUCCGCCUGACAGUCAGCAUCCUUAUGAAGGUCCGGGCGAGUUGGCCGCUGCAUUGGAUGACUUCGACGAGAGAAUGGUGAUGUCUCCGCUCGCAUACAACGAGGUUCGUACACGGCCGAGUCUCGAGGAGAGAUUGGAAAGUAUUAUCAGCGGGGCGGCAUUGAUGGCGGAUUCAUCGUGCACCAGAGACGAACGUAGAGAGCGCAUCGUCGCUGAAUGUAACGCGGUCAGACAGGCGCUUCAGGAUCUUCUGAGUGAAUAUAUGAAUAACUUACAGCGCGCUCGGGGUGGGAAACGGAUGGGUGUCAAGGAACAAUCUGAAGGCUUAGAGAGAGCGAUAGAUCACAUGUGCAGAAAGACCCGUGAUCUUCGCCGACAAUUACGCAAAGCUGUAGUUGAUCACGUGUCGGAUAGCUUCUUGGAAACGAGCGCGCCGUUACAAGCUCUGUACGAAGCAGCGGAGAAGGGUUGGAUCAAGGAAGUGGAAGAGUAUGCGCUUAUUUUCACGGAACAUGCAAAUAAACUUGUAGAGGUUGCGAAUCUGGUGUGCAGUAUGUCCAAUAACGAAGAUGGCGUAAAAAUGGUACGUUACGCCGCAGCGCAAAUAGAAAAUCUAUGUCCACAGGUGAUCAACGCUGCGCGCGUGUGGGCUGCGCGAAACACGAAUGUCGCGAAGGACAAUAUGAAGGUAUUCCGCCAGGCGUGGGAAAAUCAGAUGCGCGUAUUGACAGAAGCUGUGGAUGAUAUUACCACGAUCGACGAUUUCCUGGCAGUCUCCGAGAAUCAUAUCCUGGAUGAUGUCAACAAAUGUGUCUUGGCGUUACAAGUACGUCCCGGUGACGCUGAUACUCUAGACAGACAUGCGGGUGCAAUACUCGGCCGUUCCGCCAGAGUGUGCAACGUCGUGCAAGCCGAAAUGGACAAUUAUGAACCGUGCAUUUACACUAAGCGAGUUCUUGAAGCAGUGAAGGUUCUCAGAGAACAAGUGAUGCCCAACUUUGAGCAACGAGUGGAAGAGGCUGUAAAUGCUCUGCGUAACAAUCCGGCGCAAGAAGUGGACGAGAACGAUUUCAUCGACGCGUCUAGACUGGUGUACGACGGAGUUCGCGAAAUUAGGCGAGCCGUGCUCAUGAACAGGGCGGAUGAAGACCUGGAUCCUGAAGAUGUGGAACUGGAUGAGCAUUACACGUUAGAAACGCGUAGCAAGUCUAGCGCUCAGACCGGGGAACAUGGUGUGGAUGAGUACCCGGAGAUCAGUGGUAUCACGACUGCCCGUGAAGCAAUGAGAAAGAUGCCGGAGGAAGAUAAGCAGAAGAUCUUGCAGCAGGUCGAAUAUUUCAAGAGCGAGAAACUCAAAUUCGAUAAAGAGGUGGCGAAGUGGGACGAUGCCGGCAAUGACAUUAUCGUUCUCGCUAAACACAUGUGCAUGAUUAUGAUGGAGAUGACAGACUUUACUCGCGGUCGAGGUCCCUUGAAAACGACUAUGGAUGUCAUAAAUGCGGCAAAGAAGAUCUCUGAAGCUGGCACAAAGCUGGACAAGCUGACUAGACAGAUUGCCGAUCAGUGUCCGGAAAGUUCCACAAAAAAGGAUCUCUUGGCGUACCUGCAACGUAUAGCGCUCUAUUGUCACCAGAUGAAUAUUACGAGUAAAGUGAAGGCAGAUGUGCAAAAUAUUAGUGGCGAACUGAUCGUCUCCGGUCUAGAUAGCGCGACUUCUCUCAUACAGGCUGCCAAAAAUUUGAUGAAUGCCGUUGUGCUUACAGUGAAGGCUUCUUACGUCGCAUCGACAAAGUAUCCACGACAAUCUACGGUAACGUCUCCUAUCGUCAUAUGGAAGAUGAAGGCUCCGGAGAAGAAACCGUUAGUACGUCCCGAGAGACCUGAAGAGGUGAGAGCGAAAGUGCGUAAAGGUUCGCAAAAGAAGGUGCAGAAUCCUAUACAUGCACUUUCGGAAUUUCAAAGCCCUACCGAGAGCGUAUAAGCUCUGCCGAUGUAAGUAAACAAAAAACAGAACGUAAUGUAUUAAAUAUAUAUAUAUAUAUAUAUAUAUAUAUAUAUAUAUAUAUAUAUAUAUAUAUACAUACAGCAUCACCUUUCAAGAGUUAUGUAAGGUCAAAAUAUUUUAUUUUCGAUGAAGUUUAAAAUGUGAACGAUAUAGAAUGUUUCGAUCAUUCCACGGUAUACUACACAUGAAUAUACAAUUUAAAUAUGUUAACUAUUAGUUUUUAAUCGAGAACAAUAAUCACAGUAAUAAAAACGAAUAAUACAUAAUCCUAAAAAAAUAACCAAUGCAAUUGUGAGGAGCCGUUUUAACGAUCGAAGAAAAUUAGAAAUUAAGAAAGGCUGAGAGACAUACACACAAUCAUCAUAUUUAAUCUUACAGGGGCACAAUUAAGUAUAAUAAGGAUUUUGUGUUACAAAUCAUAUUUAUUUGUAAGUCCAUAUAGUAUGAUUGUAUUUGAGAGUUUUUACUCGCAUAAUGAAAAAUCUUUAUAUUAUCUAUUAAAUUUUUUUAACUGUAAGAAUGACAUAUACACAUUUCACUCAUGCAACAAAUUACAAGAAUCCUAUUAUUUCCUACAUACUAAUUUAUUUUUCGAUAAUACAAUAUAUUUUUUAUUGGUUCAUAUUAUUUUAUAUAACUUUAUAUUGGUGAUUUUUAUUCUAUGUAUAUUUAUUAUGAAAAUUUUUUAAUAUUAGUAUCUACUUGGAUGUAAUAACGUUUAGAUUAGAAAUAUAUCUUUAUGUAAAUUUUUUCUUCUUAUAGUAAAUUCUAUUAUUCUUAUUUUUUUUGUGAAGAAUUGAGUUUAUAUGAGGUCAAUAAAACUGAUCAUGGAUUGACACAGUAUUGUAUCGAAAUAAAGAGACUGCAGAUUAUAUAGUAUUUACUAUAUUAACUUGUAUAUAAGUAAAUAUAUUACAGUUAUGGGCGAAUAUCAUUUUUAAUUUUUAUAUUACAAACAACUAAAUGAGUAGGAAUAUGUGAAUGUGAAAAAAAAAUUCCAAUUCCCAUUUAGUCCAUAUCCUAAUGAUAAUAAUCUUUUUAUUAUUAAUUUUAUUUUGAUAAUUAAACAUAUAUCAGAAUUGAUGUGUGUUAUAUAUUAAUUAUAUUGUACUCCAUAUAUACAAUGUAACAUUUGCAAUACAAGUAAGAUUUUAAUUACUGUGAAAGGCCAAAAGAAGAAAACCAGAGAGCAAUAUAUUCAGCUCUAU
Molecule: messenger RNA, 4231 nt
Organism: Cataglyphis hispanica
Lineage: Eukaryota; Metazoa; Arthropoda; Insecta; Hymenoptera; Formicidae
Gene: alpha-Cat
Product: catenin alpha
Exons: 8
Coding region: 240-2999 (919 amino acids)
Biological process (GO): cell-cell adhesion; cell migration
Cellular component (GO): adherens junction; catenin complex
Molecular function (GO): actin filament binding; beta-catenin binding; cadherin binding
Source: RefSeq, a predicted model, not a curated record